This is a messenger RNA of Durusdinium trenchii, 297 nucleotides long. The record is from the annotation of a GenBank genome assembly. Lineage: Eukaryota; Dinophyceae; Suessiales; Symbiodiniaceae.
AUGCUGUUCCCUUGGACUCCUAAGGAUACAAGAAGGAAACAUGCGGAGCCCAGCCUAAAGCCGACCUGCCGCUACCUCCAGGCACAUGCCAAGCAGGCGGAGCGAGACCUAGCUCGGGAAAGAGAAAAGCUGUGGAAAGAGGUAGAAGCGGAAAGGACCUCCUUACACGCCGAGUUUGAUGUGGAGCGGGCCGCCAUGCGCAAGGAGAGGCGACGCCUCGCGGAAAAUGCAGAUCGGCAGAGGCGAGAGGGCUUGCCUACACAGUUUUGGCCUAUCCUUCUCGCUGUCUCAUCAUAG